GUCUUUGUUAUUACCCAUGUCUCCUCUGAAAUGUAUGACCUGCUCUGGCCUUGCCGUGCAGCGUGUGGCUAGUGCUCAGUUUGCACUCUGGGGAUCAUUUUAAAGGGGACCAAGUCUGUUUUUUCCGUCCGAUAAAUUCACUACUUCACCGGGUUUGAUACAGCUCCAGUGCAGGCACAAUGUUGAAAUGUAGAGCUGUCUGGAGGAAGCUAGCACCUCUCGCUAGAUCCGCAUCUACACAGUGCCGGCAUAAUGUGAAAACAGCAUUGAACAAUGGCAGAAGACAGGCUUUUGUACCUGCGACACACAUGUCCACAGGGCCAGCAGGAGGUGGAGGCAGUGAAAAUACUCUGUAUGUGGUGCUGGUUGGAGCAGCCUGUCUAGGAGGUGGUGCCUACGCCUACAUGACAGUAAGAGGUGACAGUAAAAGGUACGAAGAACGUAUUUCAGAACUUGCAUCCAGAUCAGCAAAAGAAGCCCCGGAAUCACAACCUCCAGUUGCCCCAGAGCCAGAGGAAGCUGCCCCCACGAGUGAGGAGUCCGCUCCUGUUGCUGAACUUUCUGGUGAAACAGAGUCAGCCUCAGCAGAAGAGCCUGUGACAGAGGUCCCCGCAGAACCAGCUGCUCCUGUUGUAGAGGAGGAGCUACCUGCUCCCUCUGAGCUGGAGGCCACACACUCAGAGCCUCCUCCGGCUCCUCUGGAAAGUGCAGAAGAACCAGUCACAGAGACCCCUCCAGAGGCAGCAGAACAAGCUGCUCCUGUUUUAGCGGAGGCAGAACCUGUUGCAGAGGUCCCCCCAGAGGCAGUAGAAGAGGCUCCUCCUGUAGUAGAGGAGGCUCCCCCUGAGCCACAAGCUGAAGUUUUAGAGGCUCUUCCAGCUGUUGUAGAGAGUGCUGCUGAAGAGCCUGUGACCGAAGCCCCUCCCGCUGCUGAACCUGAAACAGUUCAAGAGGCCCCAACUGAACCUGCAGUCACGAGCCUCCCUGAGUCUGCACCUGCACCAGAGCCCGUAUCAGCCCCGCUCACACUCCCCUCACAUGCCCCCUACCUUCUUAUCGGUGGUGGUACCGCCUCUUUUGCUGCUGCCCGCUCAAUUCGCGCCAGAGAUCCAGGUGCAAAGGUACUGAUUGUGACUGAUGAGCCCAACCUCCCGUACAUGAGACCACCUUUAUCCAAAGAGCUGUGGUUUUCGGAUGACCCCAGUGUGACAGAAACGCUGCGCUUCAAACAGUGGAAUGGAAAAGAGAGAAGCAUCUACUUCCAGCCGUCUUCAUUUUAUGUCAAGCCUGAAGAGCUGACCAGUGCAGAAAAUGGAGGAGUCGCUGUGCUUACAGGGAAAAAGGUUAUCCAAAUGGACGUGAGAGGAAACAAAGUAAAACUUGAUGACGAUACUGAAAUCUCAUAUGACAAAUGCUUGAUUGGCACAGGUGGUGUACCAAGAAAUCUGCAGGUCAUUGAAAAAGCAGGAGAUGAGGUGAUGAACAGGACAACUCUAUUCCGCAAGAUUGAGGAUUUUAAAUCUUUGGACAAUGUCUCCAGAAACGUCAAAUCUAUUACAAUAAUUGGUGGAGGCUUCUUGGGCAGUGAACUGGCCUGUGCCCUAGGUCGACGAUCAUCAGAGACUGGCCUUGAGGUCAUCCAGAUGUUCCCAGAGAAAGGCAACAUGGGAAAAGUGCUGCCGGAGUAUCUGAGCAACUGGACCACUGAGAAAGUCAAGAAAGAGGGUGUAAGAAUAGUCCCAGAGGCUUUGGUCAAAUCUGUGGCUUUUAAAGAAGAUAAAUUAGAAAUCCUGUUGAAGGAUGGACGUCAGGUGAAGACGGAUCACAUAGUUGCAGCUGUUGGACUGGAGCCCAAUGUUGACCUUGCCAAGUCAGCCGGUCUGGAGGUGGACUCUGACUUUGGGGGAUAUAGGGUCAAUGCAGAACUGCAGGCUAGAUCAAAUAUUUGGGUGGCUGGAGACGCUGCGUGCUUCUAUGACAUUCGACUGGGCCGCAGGCGGGUGGAGCACCAUGACCACGCGGUUGUGAGUGGACGUCUGGCCGGAGAGAACAUGACCGGGGCGAACAAACCCUACUGGCAUCAGUCUAUGUUCUGGAGCGACCUCGGCCCAGAUGUUGGCUAUGAAGCCAUUGGGAUUGUUGACAGCAGUUUACCAACAGUGGGAGUAUUUGCCAAAGCAACCUCAAAGGACACACCUAAAGCAGCUACAGAGCAGUCGGGAACUGGGAUCCGCUCUGAAAGUGAAACUGAGGCAACAGCCGUCACUCCUGUAGCCUCGUCCACACCAGCUCCUGUCAUGGAGCACAAGGACGAAUAUGGCAAAGGAGUCAUCUUCUAUCUGAGGGACAAAGUGGUGGUGGGGAUCAUUCUGUGGAAUGUCUUCAAUCGGAUGCCCAUCGCCCGAAAGAUAAUCAAGGAUGGAGAGGAACAUGCAGAUCUGAACGAAGUGGCCAAGCUAUUCAACAUUCAUGAGGAUUAAGUAAACCACUUACUGUAAAGGCUGAUCAACAUUUAAGAAUCAUUGUAAAUUAUUUCAUGUCGCUAAAGUAUUUUCAUAUUUGAAAUUUCUAUUUGCUGCACCAUUAUACGUUUAAUUUUUCCAAUGUUUCAUCUCAUUGUAUCCGCCUUAGGUUUUGCUUUUUAUUAUGGUGUGAUUGUGUCCACUGAAUAAAUAUGUUCAGCAUGAAUUUUUUUCUGUGAGCCAAGCAGCUUGUCAUGUACAAUUCUGCAAUAAAGUGUAUUUUUAAAUUUAA
Periophthalmus magnuspinnatus is the source of this 2754-nucleotide messenger RNA. It is a transcript of the gene aifm1, whose product is annotated as apoptosis inducing factor mitochondrion associated 1. Lineage: Eukaryota; Metazoa; Chordata; Actinopteri; Gobiiformes; Gobiidae. The transcript is spliced from 24 exons. Bases 180 to 2480 code for a protein of 766 amino acids. The record is from RefSeq and is a predicted model, not a curated record. Gene Ontology annotation, biological process: apoptotic process; mitochondrial respiratory chain complex assembly. Gene Ontology annotation, cellular component: cytoplasm; mitochondrion. Gene Ontology annotation, molecular function: protein dimerization activity; NAD(P)H oxidase H2O2-forming activity; FAD binding.